UCAGCUGUUGGGCGCAGCUGAGUAAUCGAUCGAGAUCGAUACCAUCCCACCAUCGAUUACUUUACAGCUAGAUAUCGGAAGGAGUUCCGGAAUGAGCUGCUGCAUUCUGAAAAGUAACUUCAAGUCUUCACAAGAAGGCAAACAUGAAAAUAGAUGUUUUUCCUGCUUCAACGCACUUUCAUGAUAAUUGAAAUUCGUGCUAAUUGAGAACAU
This is a messenger RNA of Nezara viridula (southern green stink bug), 213 nucleotides long. The record is from the annotation of a GenBank genome assembly. Lineage: Eukaryota; Metazoa; Arthropoda; Insecta; Hemiptera; Pentatomidae.